This is a messenger RNA of Mangifera indica (mango), 1496 nucleotides long. RefSeq names its product probable protein phosphatase 2C 25. Bases 91 to 1230 code for a protein of 379 amino acids. Lineage: Eukaryota; Viridiplantae; Streptophyta; Magnoliopsida; Sapindales; Anacardiaceae. Gene Ontology annotation, molecular function: cation binding; protein serine/threonine phosphatase activity. The transcript has 3 exons. The record is from RefSeq and is a predicted model, not a curated record. Gene Ontology annotation, biological process: protein dephosphorylation.
AGAGCAACAAAAAAAUCAUAACGCUCAAAAUUUACAAUUUUUCUGCAAGAUUGAUUUCUCCCAACAACAAAAACGAAAACAAUAACAGUAAUGUCGUGUUCGUUAGCCAUUUCUAACUCUCCUGUGUUUUCUCCUUCUUCUUCUCUUUUUGAAACGCUAACUCUCCCACUAACACACGUUAAGUUUUCGCCUUCCUCUUCUUUGUCUCCCACUCCUUCUUCGCCUUCCUCUCCUUUUCGGUUUCGUCUUCAGAGGCUACCCUCUGGAACGACGUCGAAUUCCUCGUCUUCUUCGUCGUCGGCUGCAGUUGCGGGUGCCGUGUCUUCACAGACGAUCUUGAAGAGAAAGAGGCCGGCGAAGCUUGAUAUUCCUGUGGCUUCCGUGGCCUUUGGAGGAUUGGUAGCUACUCCUAGAGAAGUGAAAAGAGAUGAAUUGGAAGAGGAAAGAGAAGGGUACUUCUCUGUUUAUUGUAAAAGAGGAAGAAGAGAAUCUAUGGAGGAUCGUUACUCUGCCGUCACUGAUUUUCAAGGAGAUUCCAAACAGGCUAUCUUUGGCAUUUUCGAUGGGCAUGGAGGUGCCAAAGCUGCUGAAUUUGCAGCAGAGAAUCUAGAUAAGAACAUUUUCAAGGAAGUAAUGAAGAGGGAUGAAAAUGAAAUUAAGGAAGCAGUCAAACAGGGUUAUUUGAAUACAGAUUCUGAGUUUCUAAAAGAAGAUGUUCAUGGUGGCUCCUGUUGUGUGACAGCUUUGAUUCGAAAAGGAACUCUUGUUGUAUCAAAUGCUGGUGAUUGUCGCGCUGUUAUGAGCCGUGGAGGCCUUGCUGAGGCCCUGACAUCUGAUCACCGCCCCUCAAGGGAGGAUGAAAAGAACAGAAUUGAGACUAUGGGUGGCUAUGUUGAUUUGUGUCAUGGUUCAUGGAGAGUGCAGGGAUCUCUAGCUGUGUCUAGAGGCAUUGGCGAUCGCCACCUUAAACAAUGGGUAAUAGCUGAGCCGGAAACAAAAAUCAUCAGAAUCAAACCUGAAUAUGAGUUCUUAAUUCUAGCAUCUGAUGGCUUAUGGGACAAGGUUAGUAACCAAGAAGCAGUUGACAUUGCUAGCCGUUAUUGCAGAGGCAUUGAUGUAGCAGCUCCAGCACCAAUGUUAGCUUGCAAAAAGCUUGUAGACCUCUCUGUGUCACGAGGCUGUGUUGAUGAUAUUAGUGUGAUGCUGAUUCAAUUGAAUCAUUACAUUUGAUUGUCACCCAUCACUGCAUGGUAGGAAAUCCAACCAACGUCCAGGCUGAUAAAUAUUUUCUUCACUGGUGCGAGGUUUUGAGGUUGGCAAUGGAGUUAGAGUAGCUUAAUCUAGUCUUUAAGUAUUUAACCACAGGAGAAUUCUUUUAUUGAUUUAUUCAUAGAGAUUCAUUGACCUCGAUCAUAUGUAAAUAAUAAGUUAAUUAGAGAUGCUCGAUACUCAGAUUAUUUUUAGCCUUGUAUGAAUAAUAUCACCAUCGUUUUUUC